CCCGAGCCGCUGGGUGGUCGCGGAGGAGGCGCGGGUCCCGCAGAAGAGCGGCGUGGGUCGCCAUGGACGGUUCGGGCAAAGAGCGGGAGGCCGUCCAGCUGAUGGCGGAGGCCGAGAAGAGAGUGAAGUCGUCCCACUCGUUCUUGAGGGGGCUGUUUGGAGGAAAUACAAGAGUAGAAGAGGCUUGUGAAAUGUACACCAGAGCUGCAAACAUGUUUAAGAUGGCUAAAAACUGGAGUGCUGCAGGAAAUGCAUUUUGCCAGGCAGCAAAGCUCCACAUGCAGCUCCAGAGCAAGCAUGAUUCUGCAACUAGUUUUGUGGAUGCUGGGAAUGCAUACAAAAAGGCUGACCCACAAGAGGCUAUUAACUGCCUAAAUGCAGCCAUCGAUAUUUACACAGACAUGGGAAGAUUUACAAUUGCUGCCAAACAUCACAUUACCAUUGCAGAGAUAUACGAGACUGAACUGGUAGACAUUGAAAAGGCUAUUGCACAUUAUGAACAGUCAGCUGAUUAUUACAAAGGAGAAGAAUCCAACAGUUCAGCCAACAAGUGUCUGUUGAAGGUGGCAGCAUACGCUGCCCAGCUAGAACAGUACCAGAAAGCCAUUGAAAUCUACGAGCAGGUUGGGACAAACACCAUGGAUAAUCCACUGCUGAAGUAUAGUGCAAAGGAUUACUUUUUCAAAGCAGCCCUCUGCCACUUCAUAGUGGAUGAAUUGAAUGCCAAACUGGCUCUUGAAAAAUAUGAAGAAAUGUUUCCAGCCUUUACGGAUUCAAGGGAAUGCAAAUUAUUGAAAAAAUUGCUGGAAGCUCAUGAGGAGCAGAACAGUGAAGCUUACACAGAAGCUGUUAAAGAAUUUGAUUCAAUAUCUCGCCUAGACCAGUGGCUCACCACUAUGUUGCUUCGCAUCAAAAAGUCAAUUCAGGAAGAAGGGGAAGUCGAGGGGGACCUGAAGUGAAUUAUCUGUGAACCCUGUGGCAUGUGCAGUCUCACUAUCCCUCCUCUUCUGUUUUGUGUUGACAGCCAAGGGCUAUUACAGGUUCCUGAUGAAUGGCUGUGUUUUGUUGCUUAUGAACCAAAUGAUUUGUGUAUUGUUUAAUAUCUGUCUGUGUUGUUGUAACCUGGGUGAAAACAAAAAACUCAAAAUGUCAUUUGUAUGCGAUUUGACAGUAACACCCAUUUGUCAAAUUUCCAAGAUCGCUGCAAUAAAUGUGUUGUUUUAUUCUCGGGAAAGUAAAUGAUCCAAGUUAAAUUUUUGGCUGCUGCUUAUCAACUGAAUGGAGGGCUUUGACACCUGACUCAGUUUUUUGGAUAUCUUUGGCAUAAAAUAGUGGCACAUUAGCAUUUUGGGCUACUCUAAAACACUUUUGAAAUUAUAUUUUAAUGAAGGUUUUUAAUGGGCCAAGAACGAGCUUAGACAACUGCGUUAUUCUGUACUUCCCCAAGCACCUGGUACUAUGCACUGCACCAAGAAAUGAAUUUGGCUUUCAGUUUUUACGGAACUAUCGUAAAGAUGAGGGUGAGCUGUUCCUAUUCUUUAAUUUUUAUGUACCCAGUGGACAUGCAUAGAGACUAAUAGCAUCCUGAAGCAGCAUAACUUCUUUAAAUGAAUGGACACCCAUCCAGGUUUUCCUACAAGAUUAGCAUCUCAUCUUCUGUUGAUUUAGAAUUUAAUCAUGUAGAAGAUGUUGAAAUGCAGAUUCUUUUCUUGUAGAGAUUUUCCCACUUAAUUUGUGUCAGAAAUCACUUCCCUCUCCAAAUUUAAAGAGGUUUUAACGUGCAGCCUUUUUUUAAUUUUCCCUUUCUGGUUCACCUGGACCCAGGUUUAGUUCAGGUGAGUUGGGAUGGGGGUUGUCUAUUUUGUCUGGCUUGGAGUUAGAGAAGAAUGGAUUUGUUGAUUAGUGCAUCAUGUAAACAGAUGUUUGUUGAGGACUUCAAGGAAAGCUCAUUAGGAGGCUACUAAACAUUUGUCAGUUGAAGCCAAUUUAGCAAUAUUUCUUAUAUUCAGUUACCAAAUCCAUAAACAUUCCUAGCAGUAGGUGUGAGUAGCAGAGAUUGAAACACGUUGUUCAGAAUGUUUUUCUCUUUGAUCUCUGAGCUGCUUUCAAACUGGAAAGAGGCUAGCGCCAUCCAUGCUGGUGUUCAUUAAAGACCUGGGCUUUGUGAGGUUGAAGGGCAGAAGCCAUUAUGGAGGUAAAUAAUAUUGGCCUCUUUAGCCAAUUCAAGUUUAGUUUAGCAGCGUUCCAUUUUUCAUGAUGUAAUGGGAUCUGAUGACUGUAUUCCUUCAAUUGAAAUAGCGUGUAACCCUAGAAAAAUGAACUUACCUUUAGGGAAACCUCAGGGGAGACCAAAAUAUGGCCACACAAGUUGGGAAAGAAUGUCUUUUUUUUUAAUGCACACUGGAUAUUUAUCCUGUCUCUUUACUUGGCAGGGUCUUAGCCUUCUGGUUACAAAAUAAGCAUUAGAGCACUUGCCCUUCCCCCUUACGUGGACGUUUUUCCAUUCAGUGCCAGUUGGAGGCAUUCUUGAUCCAGUUCAACCCUUUUGUUCUGACACCUAGAUAGGGAGGGCGGGGGUCUGUAUCUCAGGGAAACUUGACUAGAAGGGCAGAGCAGAAUGUUUAUCCCAAAGAUGUUGAGAAGCAGAAAUAAGAUCAGAUUGAGUUUUUUGACCCUGAAAUUAAACUGUAAAGUUGAAAUACAGAACUGAAAGUUGCUUAUCUAAUGACCUUUAAAACCAAGUGCAUGGUAGUUUGAAGGUGAAAUUUUAGCCAUCAUAGAGCUGUUAUAUGUUUCAGGGGAGGUGAACCCCACUAAAAUCUCCAGGAGACCCAAGUCUGUCUGCUUCUGGCCACCACGUUCCUCGGGCAUGCCUAAGGAAGCUCCAGUUUAGUUGUGUCCCUUCUGUGUUUUCUCAGGUUAGCAGUGAAGUGCCAGUGGGUACUUCACAUGUCAGGUUUGAGACACAAUUAAAUCAAACCCUCCUAAAGAAGCACGUAGCCAUGUUCCACAGGGAACCAGCCCCUCAUGGGGCUUGGAAAACAGUUCCAACUCAACAAAGAAUGGUUGAAAAGCCCAAUUCUUUCUGCUUUAUCAGACUGGGUCACAGCCAAAUUCUAAUCCUAGAAAAAAGGACAGAUUCUGGCUUAGUGCUCAGCCAGGAACAGUUUCAUUAGCUUUAAGCCCAGAGCACCCACCCUGAAUAUCUGGAGUCUGCCUCAGUGCCUGGCACAUAGUAAGCACUUAAUAUCAUCCUCAUCAUACUACUAUUAGUAGUAGUAGUAGUAUAUCCAGACAUACUUUUCAGAUGUUUCAGCUGGCAUUGCCAUGGGUUAAGGAUUCUGCUGGGAUUUACAGGCUUUUGAACAGUAGCCAGACAGGCUCUAGACUCUCUUCACUCACCCGUGAUGAAGUUCCUGGAGGGAUUGGAUCUCCUGUCCUCUUGAAGCCCAGGGAAGAAAUGGGGACCAGCCCCUACCGUUUUCAAGUACCAGAGGCCAGGGACCAUUACUAGUAGGUUGUCAUUAAGUAGCUCUGCUGUCUUCCUUCAAGGUCCCAAGGUUGUGUUGUUCACCGGCAGUGAACAGAGGAGCUGCUGCUGCCUUUUUCAUUUGUACUUUGAAUUUGUAAAGGCUAGUAUUUCUGGUGUUGAGCAAUACCUGCUUUUUGAUCUGCUCCUGGCAGGUGGCUGACUGCAAUCAACUGGAGUUCCCUGUGUCAGAACAAAUGAUAAGAGUUCUGUGUCUGACCCAGAAUAACCAGAGAGGAAGUGUUUGUAUUAAUCCCAAAUAGCCAGACUACAGUGUAAAAGAAAUCUGGCUACUAUCCCAAUAAAAAAGGGAGUAAGGGAAGGAGUUAGGUUUACCAGAUGCAGAUAGCGUUCUUUUCAGUGUAACUAUGUUUUAGUUUAACAGUACAAUAAAAUUUUAAAUAAACUUGAGAAAUCUUAUGUUUGAUCAUUUGAAGUUGAGGAGUAACAUUUCUUGUUUUUUUGAAAAGCAGUGCUUUUGUGAAAGUGUUUUUACAAUUGGUCUGACUUUGGGUGUUUACUUUUUUAUUUAUCCAAUAAUCUGAAAACAGUAUUUUUGCACAGUUGUGAUAUGCAUAAAUGAACUUUGAUGUGUCAGUGUAACUGAACUAUAGGUACUAGCUUUUGUGAUGAGUCCUGUUCCUUCUUUGCCGUUGUACACAUAUGUCUAAAUGCAAAACCUUUGUGACUUUUGUACAGUAGGCUAAUGGAGCAUGCCCUCCCCUCUUCUAGAAUCCACCCAUGGGCUAAAAUGUGGCCAGAGCCGAGUGUACCUGUUAGAGCACUGGAGCUGUCGCACUUAGUGGUUGUUUCCUUCCUAGGCCUGAACCCUCUACUAUGAUACUAUUUAAUAAGAAAUUUGCCUUGUCAGGAAUGGAAACUGUUUAGUGGGAAUCUGUACAGUAAUAAAGUGAAAGUGACAAUUC
Molecule: messenger RNA, 4455 nt
Organism: Tachyglossus aculeatus (Australian echidna)
Lineage: Eukaryota; Metazoa; Chordata; Mammalia; Monotremata; Tachyglossidae
Gene: NAPB
Product: NSF attachment protein beta
Exons: 11
Coding region: 63-959 (298 amino acids)
Biological process (GO): intracellular protein transport; synaptic transmission, glutamatergic; regulation of synaptic vesicle priming
Cellular component (GO): vacuolar membrane; synaptobrevin 2-SNAP-25-syntaxin-1a complex; terminal bouton
Molecular function (GO): syntaxin binding; soluble NSF attachment protein activity
Source: RefSeq, a predicted model, not a curated record